AUGGUAGGCCGUUUGGAAGGUAAAGUGGCCAUAGUGACCGGUGGAGGGUCGGGUUUUGGUGCCGGUAUCGCGACCAAGUUCAUCCAAGAGGGCGCAAAGGUGCUCAUCUGUGAUCUGUCGGAGCAGAAUGGCACCAAGGUCGCGCAAGAUCUGGGCUGCGAAUUCUUGGUUGCCGACGUCACCAAGCGCGCCGACUGGGAGGCACUACAGAAAAAGGCCAUCGACGCUUACGGGGGUCUCGAUAUAAUCGUUAACAACGCCGGCACCACUUACAAGAACAAGCCGACAGAGACCGUCACGGACGACGAGUUCGAUCUGUGCUUCAAUGUCAACGUCAAGAGCAUUUACCUGUCGAGCAGCGUGCUGCUCCCUUAUUUCAUCGAGCAGAAUCGACCGGGCUGUUUUAUCCAGAUCGCCUCGACGGCGGGCGUCAGGCCGCGCCCCGGCUUGACCUGGUACAACGCCUCUAAAGCCGCUGUUAGCAACGCGACCAAGACCAUGGCGGUGGAAUAUGGGCCCAAACAGAUUCGCUUUAAUUCCGUUUGUCCUGUCGUGGGCAGUACCGGGUUAACACAUCUUUUUAUUGGGAAGCCCGACACCGAAGAGAACAGAAAGGGCUUCGUCUCGACCAUUCCGCUUGGACGAGGAAGUACACCAAAAGACGUGGCAAACGCUUGCUGCUAUCUCGCUAGCGACGAGGCUGAGUUUAUCACUGGUGUUAACUUGGAAGUUGAUGGCGGGCGAUGUGUGUAG
This is a messenger RNA of Fonsecaea pedrosoi CBS 271.37, 753 nucleotides long. RefSeq lists its product as uncharacterized. Bases 1 to 753 code for a protein of 250 amino acids. The transcript is spliced from 2 exons. The record is from RefSeq and is a predicted model, not a curated record. NCBI's taxonomy places the organism in Eukaryota, Fungi, Ascomycota, Eurotiomycetes, Chaetothyriales, Herpotrichiellaceae.